GCCGCUGGGGGCGCUCGGCAGCCAGCCUCCGGGCAGCGCGCCGAUUGGCUCCUUGGGAAACAGCCGGGACCUCUGGUCCGCCUGGCUGGCGUCCGCUCUUCGGUGUGGGUUUUCAGUCCCGUGUACUUUUCUCCUGUUUUUCUCCUCUCUGUCCUUUGAUAACCGCCAACGCCAGCUUGGAACUCCCCGAGAGUUCUUCCUUCGCAGCAGUACCUCCUUUUUUAGUUCAAGGCUGAAGCUGUAGGAAGUCGAGCUUCAUUUGGCUGAAAUUGGGACAGGAUUUCCCAAACUUCCUUCGGGGAAAAAAUAACCUAACGGUGGACGAGAUUGAAUUCCUAGCGUAUGGCCCGCCGUUUAUUUGGAGUUUCUUAUUUUGUCUUAAAAAUUAGGAAUCUUGCAUUUUAUUUUUAUGAUAUUUUUGUUUUCUUGAAAAUGUUUAAGCCACCCGUUAACUAAUUUAGCUAUCUCCGUGAACCAGUUCUUUUCCUCUGGCUUCAGCGCCUUUUCACCGCCUCCCCACUCUCUGAGUGUUGCAUAACUGGUUUGAGAUAGGGAAGAACCAAACUCUAAACACUGUUAUUUAGUACCUAAACUACUUUUAAGCUUUACCUAAGGGUUUGACGAUUUAGCAUAAGGCCAAGGUUUAGUCUCACUGAGUCCUUUUCAUGAUCAACCUGCCCUCGUCUGAUCCAGUGUUGUUUCCCUUCACUGACAUGGCAGCCUGAUUGAUCAUGCAUAAAUUGUGAUAGUUCUAGGUCACUUAUGCUUUGGUUGGUAACAGUGUCAAAUUCUGGAUGUAUUACUAAUGUAGAAGAGGCCAGAAUAAUUUAAAUCCUAGAUAUUUCUGGUGUUUGGAUACUUAAAGAAGAUAUUUGAAGACUGCUUUUGGAAUCGAAUAGCAUGGAUCCCAGCAGUGACUACCAUUUCCUCAAUCAGAUUUUGUGGAGAAGGGUGAAACUCACUUUGGUUUCUGGCGUAUUUGAGGGAGUUCUCCAGCAUGUGGAUCCUAACAAGAUUGUUGUCCUGAAGAAAGUGAAGAAUGUGGAGACUGGUCGAAGUGUUCCAGGAGUGAAGAUGUUUUUUGGGCAUGAGAUUCUGAACGUGGAACUGCUGGAUGAAGUGGAACAAGGUGCGAUGAAAGAAAAGGCAUCUUCUGUCAGUCUAAAUACAGAAAGACCCAGGAUGGAUAAAGGUGAAGACCUGAACAUAUGUGAGUCUCUUUCUCCUGCCUCUGAGCCGCCAACCACCUCUCUGCUGAGUGACCUCAAGUUCAGCCUAUCAGAGGAAGAGGAGGUAACAUACACAGUCAUUGAUCAGUUCCAGCAGAAGUUUGGUGCUGCAAUGCUCCACAUCAAGAAGCAGAGUGUCCUGAGUGUGGCAGCAGAAGGUGCUAAUGUGUGUCGUCAUGGAAAACUAUGUUGGCUUCAGGUGGCCACAAAUAGCCGAGUUUACUUAUUUGAUAUUUUCCUUCUGGGAAGUCGUGCUUUCAACAAUGGACUUCAGAUGGUAUUAGAAGACAAGAGAAUUUUGAAGGUUAUCCACGAUUGUCGUUGGCUUUCUGAUUGCCUCUCUCAUCAGUAUGGAAUUUUGCUGAAUAAUGUCUUUGACACACAGGUAGCAGAUGUCCUUCAAUUUUCCAUGGAAACAGGUGGCUUUCUUCCAAACUGCAUCAGUUCUUUACAGGAGAGUUUAAUCAGACACCUUAAGGUAGCCCCUAAAUAUCUCUCCUUUCUGGAAGAAAGACAGAAAUUGAUUCAGGAAAAUCCAGAAGUGUGGUUCACACGACCUCUUUCACCCUCCUUACUGAAAAUUUUGGCCCUGGAAGCUACCUAUCUACUACCCCUUCGUCUGGUACUCCUGGAUGAGAUGAUGUCUGACCUAACCACCCUUGUGGAUGGGUACCUGAACACUUACCGAGAAGGGUCUGCAGACCGCCUGGGGGGCACAGAGCCUACAUGUAUGGAGCUUCCAGAAGAACUGCUUCAACUCAAAGACUUCCAGAAGCAGCGCAGAGAGAGAGCUGCAAGAGAAUAUAGGGUGAAUGCACAGGGACUCCUAAUAAGGACAGGGAUAUGUCCAAAGAAAUCAGUGACAGAGACAGUGGGGAAAGAGGUGAAAGGGGGGGUUUCGUUGCUUUGUAAGAACUCUACGCCAGAUAAAACUCCAGGUUUUACAUCUCAUCAGGAUGGAAAUUUGCUGAUAGAAAAAUCUAAAAAUAAACAAACUGUGACAGAAUCUCAGCAUCAACCUCCCAUGAAGGAAGAAACCAGUGAGGAUGGUGUCAACAAACUCAUUUGCCCUGAGCCAGAGGGGCUAGAGGACCAGGGGAGAAUAAUUCAAAAAGAACACGGUAAGAUACCCAAACAGGAAUUUCAGACAAGUUUAUCUUUGAAAGAGGAGAUAGAACAGUUACUGAUGCUGGAAAACAAGGAAGACCUAAAAUGCACAAAACAAGAUGUUUCAGUGUCUCCUUCCCUUCCUCAGGAAACCGGAGUGUCUCCAAGUGACACCUUUCAUCCUUUUAGAAAAGCUGUGCUUCCCACACUUCCUCCCUGUCCAGCCUUGGAGAAAACCGAUUCUUGGAUUAAUCUCUCUCCAAAUUUAUCUUAGAGAUGUGCAGUUUAUUCUUGAGACCGUGAAGGUGGCUCAUUUCCUGUGCCAGAAGGACUUUCCUCAGUGCUUAAGUUGGUCAUGUUGUAAAUUUAGGAUUGCCUCAGUCACAGAGGAAGGAAGACUUCAGCAAAAAUUAUAUCCUCUUGCUUACUCCUGCAUGCCUAGAAUUUGGUUAGGAGGGAAUGAAUAAGUUAAAUAAUGGAAGAAGUAAAUGUUUUGAUUAUGUCACUGUGCAGAAAUGUUCCCAGUGUUUCAGAGUGAAUGAUUUCUCAUAAUUUGAAGAGGGGAAAAAUCUUAGGCUUAGUACCUGGAAGAAUCUUUACUCUUAAACUUUUUUUUUUUUUUUAAACGUAAGCCCUAUGCCCAAAGUGCGGCUUGAACUCACAAUCCCAAGUUUAAGAGUUGUAUGCUCUACCAACUGAGCCAGCCAGACGCUCCUACUUUUAAACUUCUGUUGUAUUUUUUGGUUUGAAAGGGGUUGGUAAAAGUUGUAUCAAUAAGUUUUAAAAAAUUGGUACCUGAUAACUUUACCAGUACAUUUUUCUUUUUUAAAAUACUAACUCUAACUUGUCAAUUAUACCUCAAAAAAGCUAAAAAAAAAAAUACUGACUUUAGUUUUGAAUUUUUAAUGUUUUUUUCUGUCUUAUAUCAUAGAUAAACACAAAUUAAUGUUACUAAGGAAUCAACAUCCCAGUUUUAAUUUCUUUUGAUUCCUUUACUUUUAGAAAGUUUUGUCUAUUUUCGUAACAAACUAGGGACUUCUUUUGAGUACAUCUGUUAUGUAAACUUGAAGUUUGAGUCCCUCUAUUUUCCUGGAUUUUGUAUACUUUCUUUUGUUAUUUUGUUUAAAGAUUUUUUAAAAAAUUUUUUGUAGGUUCCACACCCAGUGUGGGGCUUGAACUUAAAAACCUGAGGUUGAGUUGCCUUCUCUACUGACUGAGCCGAGCCAGCCAGGUGCCCCAGUUUGGUACUCUUUCUUUGGGUGAAAGGAAGGUGGCUUGUACUGAAACCUUUUUAUAUUGAAUACUUGCAAGUUGCUCACAUUUUUUUGUGUACAAUAACCAAUAAACCUGUUGUGCC
Lutra lutra (Eurasian river otter) is the source of this 3693-nucleotide messenger RNA. It is a transcript of the gene EXD1, whose product is annotated as exonuclease 3'-5' domain containing 1. The transcript has 12 exons. Lineage: Eukaryota; Metazoa; Chordata; Mammalia; Carnivora; Mustelidae. Gene Ontology annotation, molecular function: nucleic acid binding; 3'-5' exonuclease activity. Gene Ontology annotation, biological process: nucleobase-containing compound metabolic process. The coding region runs from base 901 to 2610 and encodes 569 amino acids. The record is from RefSeq and is a predicted model, not a curated record.